This is a messenger RNA of Eucalyptus grandis, 2360 nucleotides long. RefSeq names its product disease resistance protein RUN1-like. The transcript has 3 exons. Lineage: Eukaryota; Viridiplantae; Streptophyta; Magnoliopsida; Myrtales; Myrtaceae. Gene Ontology annotation, molecular function: ADP binding. The coding region runs from base 810 to 2360 and encodes 516 amino acids. The record is from RefSeq and is a predicted model, not a curated record. Gene Ontology annotation, biological process: signal transduction; defense response.
AAGCCUAUGAUGAUCACCGCCAUCAUUUAUCACCAUGUAAGGGUGAGCAUAAUUCUGGAAUUGAAUGGAAAUCGGAGAAUCGGAUCCAUGGGAACUAAUCCAAUUCUAGGUUUUAGAGUGAGAGAGUUCGAUUUUCGGUUUCACUUUUUUAAGAACCGCCGGUUCCCAAUCUGGUUCGGUUUUAUAGGAACCGAACCGAGAACUGGAACCGGACCGGAAACCCUAAAUCCCUGAUUACAUUCUCCCGUUCCCCAACUCAAUUCCAUUUCUCUCGCACUUUCACCUCUGUCCCUCCUUGCACGACGUUGAGCCCUUGUGCGACGCUGCAUCUCAUCUCUGUCGCGCUGCUUCUCCGACUCACUUAGUUUCCACUUCUCCAUCGUUGCUGUCACGCCGAGCCCUUCGUUUUGCUGUCACCACUGCCGGCCGCUGCUCAGAUCCGAGGGGUUUAGUGAAGUCACAGUGAGUCCACGCUUUUAUUCUCCACGCUUUCUUGUCUCUUUUCAGAUCGACCUCGACCUCCAUUAAUUCCUCUCUCAACUCAGACCAAAACCACGAAAAUUGCGUGACCUGCGCCUCUCUCUCUCUCUCUCUCUCUCUACGGCAACCAUCAUCCAGCAGAACGUUAGAUGGGAAAUGUACAAGUUAAUUUGAUUUUAAACUGAGCCGGCCAAGUUUUAAGGUAUCGGUACUCAUUUGCCUAAUUCAUAUCCAAUAUCUCAGCUCAUUUCUUAGCCAGGCCACACCACACUAACCUCAUUUUCUCUUCAGGAAAGAGAGAUAUCUGGAAAUUAAUAAACUUCCUACCUAUGGCAAACUCAGAGGCUGGAACUAGUAAUGAUGUUGCACCAGCAUUAGGAAGUGAGUACCAAGUGUUCUUGAGUUUCAGAGGGCCAGACACUCGUCAUGGAUUCACGGACUUCCUUUAUAACGACUUGUCAGAUGUCGGAGUCCGUGUAUUUAGGGAUGAUGAUGAACUUCGCGUUGGAGAAAUAAUCAGUGACAACCUGCUAAGUGCUAUCAAUAACUCCAUAAUUUACAUACCCAUCUUCUCUCGGACUUAUGCUUCCAGUAAAUGGUGCCUUUGGGAGCUUGCGCAUAUAGUGGACAACGUGUCUAAAUCAAAGGACGAAAAGUGUAUCUUUCCCAUUUUUCUCGACGUGGAACCAGAUGAUGUUAAACUUAAAACGCAGAUAUAUGGCAAUGCUUUAUUGGAACAUGAGAGGGAGUUUCCCAACAAAGUUGAGGCAUGGAGAGCGGCUCUUGCAGCAGUAGGUAAAAUCAAGGGAUUGAACGUGACAUCAAGCCAAGCAGCGAUUGUCAAAUUAGUUGUUAAAGAGGUUUUGAAGAAGCUGAAGAUAAAACAAAAAUCAGUGACUGAAUAUUUAGUUGGAAUUGAUGAUCGGAUAAAAGAGUUGACAAAGUUUUUAGAUGUCAGUCACGAUGAUGUACGGCUCAUUGGAAUUUAUGGAAUGGGUGGCAUCGGUAAAACAACUAUUGCCAAGGUCAUCUUUAAUAAAUUAUGUUCACACUUUGGGAAGUGUUGUAGCUUUCUUGAUGACAUUCGUGAAAGGUUGAAUAAGGAGGGCAUAGUCUCGUUGCAGAAGCAAUUACUAUCUGACAUUGGUGGUUCUGGAACUAUAGGAGAUAUCGACAAUAGUGAAGGAGGAAUGAGGAGGAUUAGAGAAACACUUAGCAAUAAGAAGGUCUUGGUGGUUUUGGAUGACGUUGAUAAGAAAGAGCUCAUUAAUGAUCUAAUAGGAAAUUCCAAAUUAUAUCCAGGAUCUAGGAUAAUUGUUACAACAAGAAACACUUAUGUUCUAGAAGUUGAGGGAUAUAAGGGUGAAACUCAACAGUAUGAGAUGUUAAAGAUGGAUGCUGGUUCUGCACUUCAGCUUUUUGGUUGGCAUGCCUUUAGUGGAGACUUUCCUUCAGAUGAUUAUUGCCGGCUUUCAAGUGACAUUGUCUCAACUACGGGAGGGCUUCCAUUAGCUAUUCAAGUGAUAGGUUCAUUGCUCAAGGGGAAACGCCAAGAAAUUUGGGAAGAGACAUUGGAAAAGUUAAGGAAUGUUCUUGCGAAAGAGAUUCUAGAGAAGUUAAGGAUUAGCUAUGAUGAUCUAGAAGAACAUCAAAAACAAAUUUUUCUCGAUAUAGCGUGCUUCUUUGUCAACAAGAAUAAGAUCGAUGCAAUUUACAUGUGGAUUGAUUGUAAAUUUUAUCCAAAGGGAGGAAUUGAAGUCCUUACCAAUAGGUGCUUGAUAAAGAUAUUGGACAAUGAUAAGUUUUGGAUGCACGAUCAACUUAUAGCACUGGGAAGGCAUAUUGUCCGUGAAAACAAUCAAAUGACCACAAAAGCAUAG